AUAUGAAUUCACUCUUUCUAUUUUAGUAGCAGUGGUGAUGUGCUUGUUUAUAUUGUAUGAAAGAAAUUAGGUGAUGGGAAUAAAUUAGAAAAAAUUGUUUAUAGUAUUCUCUUCUCGAUUUGUAUACUAUUGGCAGAGCGUUUACAGACAAGAAGAAACCCUAGAAAAUAAUUCUGAAAUCAAAAUAUUUCUGAAAAUGGAGAGAAGAUUUAGUUUGAUUCAGACAAUUGCCACUGCCGCUGCAUUCUCUGCUGUUUCCGCAUGGUACGGGUUCAUGUUUGGAAGAGAAUCUGCUCGCAAAGAGCUGGAACAACUAAUCGAGGGUCUUCGCCGUGGAGAUUCACCUCCUCCUCCCCAUUCUUAAUCGGUCAGCAUUUUCAUGUUGGUCCAUAUCUGAACUGUGGAUUUUUAAUGCUGGUUGGGCAAAUUCAGAUGCUUGGAUCUGGUUUUCAGUAAGAAGUGGACAGCAAGAAUGGAAUUUUCAUCAAUAACCUUUAAGGCAUUAAACUGAGUCAAAGCUCUCAACCAAGGUUUCUUGAAGCUGAACCAUGGACCAUCUCUGCACCAUACUUUUCAUGGCUUCUUACAUUUUGUUGUCCUUACUGAAAAUGUGUUUUUUCUGUUGAUGGUUGUCAUCGAACCAUAGCAUGUUGACUAAUGGUGCAGAUUUCUUCUUCCUUUUCUGAGAAAGUUUGCAUUUUGUUGAUCUUAAGAUGUGUUGGCAAUGAGUUUGGUUUGCUAAAAAUUUUACCUGUACCAUUGUUCCAAUGACCUCCUAUUAUAAUAUAGUGUUUCUGAAAAAUUGUUUGGUA
This is a messenger RNA of Mangifera indica (mango), 812 nucleotides long. RefSeq lists its product as uncharacterized. The transcript is spliced from 3 exons. Bases 197 to 364 code for a protein of 55 amino acids. The record is from RefSeq and is a predicted model, not a curated record. NCBI's taxonomy places the organism in Eukaryota, Viridiplantae, Streptophyta, Magnoliopsida, Sapindales, Anacardiaceae.